UGAAAAUUUUAUGUGUUUUACUGUUAUUGACGAGUUUCUACCCUUGUGAUCAAUUUUGCCCAGUCACACAUUAUCGGAAACAAACGAGAUGGAUUUCGGAAAGCUGUUGAAUGUCGCCAAACGAAAUACAUCCACAGUGGGUCUGAAUGGCGAGGGCCGAUAUUAUUCCACCAAAUUUGCCCCACCGAAAAAGGAAAAUAAAGAGAAAAAGUUAUCGGAAAACAUUAAGAAAUUUUUGGCCAAAAAAGAAGAAGAGGAUAGAUUGAAGAAAUUAGAGACGAGACGCAAGGCGGAGGAGCUUAUGGCAAAACGAGACGUCAAGGCGAAAAAAAAGAUCGAAAAAAUGUUGAAGGUCAUAAAGUCGGCCAACAAAUCAGUACUGGACGAUGCUAUCAAUACACAGGACAACACGAUCCUGUCGGCUGAACAGCCCGAUGCGGAUGACUAUGGUUACACGUCCAACGUGGCAUCAGAGUUCUACCAGCAGCUGAUGAACAAAUACAAAAGCAACCCCGAGGAACAGAAAUUUAAGGAAGCCAAGAAGCGUACCAUGUCAAAAGAGGACCUGGCGCUGACGAAAGCACGUGUAAAGGAUGCCAUUAUGAAGCAGGUGGAAGAAGAGAGUACGCCGCGUUCCAGGAAAUCUCGGUUGUUGGCGGGAAGUGGUGGUAUUGAUGAUCGCGACGGACAUGCGGGCACAAUCCGACCCGGUCCAGAUCCGUAUGAUCCAGUCGAAGAGCAGCGACGUCGCGCAAAUGAGGUAGGUGCCAAGGUAUUGAAAGAUGAAAAAAAAAAAGCACAAGGCCGCAAGGCAUGUGGGCCUCCACCGCCGCCUGAUUUUGCAACGCUACUAAAGCUAGCCGAGCAAAAACAAUUUGAACCCAUCAAAAUUGAAAUACCUAUUGAGAAACGGCGGGAACCAGAACGACUGAUGACAAAACGUGAAAAGAAGGAGCACGAUGAGCGAAUGGCUUUCCUUGAGAUGAAACGGCUUCGUGAUCGUAUCAAACAGGAUCCAAAACUGUCGGAAAAAGAAAAACAAAAUAAAUUAUUGCGUCUAGAGACGUUACGGGCAUCUAAUGCGUCUAACUACAAGCGAAUGUCUACCCCACUCGCUAAUUCAAUAGGCGGUAAUUCGCUGCCUGGUAAAUCAACUUCUACAAAUGAUGUUACAAGUGCAAAACCAGUGCUAUCCGCGAAUAUCUGUGGUCGUACAACGUCUUCUUCUUCAGUCGCGUCAAAAUCAGUUGAAACUCCUAACAAAAUUUCCAAACGGUCCGAUCCGAGCAGUUCUGACAGUGCUAAGAGGAAUUCUAUCGGUAUCGAUUCUCUGGCAGCAGCAAAUCAGUCAUCAUUAUCGGUUCAAGGAUCGAAAGCAAAAACGGUAUCCAGUAUAUCUAAAACAUCUAACGUUACAUCAAUCGACAACAAAUCCUCUUCGCCGAGUAUAAAGCCAGCCUCAUCUGCCCAACUUUCGUCAGUUUCGCAAUCCCAGCGUAGCAAAACAUCAGCCUCUAUCAACGGCUUAGUUAGCUCAGCGUUAAAGCCAUCAUCCAAUUCAUUAUCCUCUUCAUCAUUAGGAAACGGAAAAUUAAAUGCCGUCAAUAUGUUGCCAUCGCGAUCGUCUACUGUAGGAGGAAGAAUGAAAGGAACAACUGAAACUGUUGUUCUUAAAAAUGAAAUUCGACCGUCAACAGUAGCUGCAAAGCAACGGCCGCUAGCGGUGGUGCAAACCCGUCACUUUUCACCAUCUGAUGUACAACGCCCGUUGAAACGGCCAGCGCAAACGGCACGUGCGAGCAGUGCUCAACGGCUUUUAAAUACCAGUAAUACCAUCAGCUCCAAAAAACGUCGCGUCAUUGACAGCGACAGUGAGUACGAUAGCGAAAUGGAUGAUUUUAUCGACGACGGCGAUUGCGACGAAGACUACUCAUCAGCAAUCAAAGAGAUCUUUGGUUAUGAUAAAUCGCGUUUCAGAGAUGAACGUUUUGAUGAUGAGGACUACAACAUGGAGUCAUCAUAUGCACAGCAAAUGCAUGAGGAAUAUAUAAGCAAAAAAAUCGGUAUUAUGGAAGAUUUGGAAGAUAUGCGCAUGGAAGAAGAAGAAAAGCGUCGAAAAUUAGUAAAUAAGAAAGCAUUGGUUAAAAAGAAAUAAGGAUCCUAGUUGUGAAAGGGUAUGCGUAAGCAAUAUGUAUCGAUUUGCUGACCAAAAAGUUUUAUAGUGCUUGUUCGAAGUGAGAUAAAGAGGAAUACCUGUUUCGGAAUAAUUCUUAUUACACGAUAU
Messenger RNA from Anopheles nili, 2284 nucleotides. Its product is annotated as protein SPT2 homolog. The transcript has 2 exons. Gene Ontology annotation, molecular function: histone binding; DNA binding. Gene Ontology annotation, cellular component: nucleolus. NCBI's taxonomy places the organism in Eukaryota, Metazoa, Arthropoda, Insecta, Diptera, Culicidae. Bases 89 to 2155 code for a protein of 688 amino acids. The record is from RefSeq and is a predicted model, not a curated record. Gene Ontology annotation, biological process: nucleosome assembly; regulation of DNA-templated transcription.